Messenger RNA from Tigriopus californicus, 1348 nucleotides. RefSeq names its product aquaporin-7-like. The transcript has a single exon. Gene Ontology annotation, cellular component: plasma membrane; basolateral plasma membrane. Gene Ontology annotation, molecular function: water channel activity; glycerol channel activity. The coding region runs from base 324 to 1241 and encodes 305 amino acids. Gene Ontology annotation, biological process: water transport; glycerol transmembrane transport. The record is from RefSeq and is a predicted model, not a curated record. NCBI's taxonomy places the organism in Eukaryota, Metazoa, Arthropoda, Copepoda, Harpacticoida, Harpacticidae.
GGCAAGAGCUCUAGAUUGGACAUUGAAGAGGCGUGCUCUCUACCACAUUGGCAUGGUCGCAUGAGAAUGCAUGGCUUUGGAGGUAAACGAGGAUCCCAACGACCGUCAACUGCACGAAAAUUGUCCAAACUAACGCGUCUCUUCAUAGCUCCUCCUUCGAGCUCCGUGGACGAGGCAGAGUCCGAACGAAUAAAGCGUUUUCCAGAUAAACCGAUUCUCCUACGUAGAUUGAACGUGCUGACUGGAAUCCCCGGAACUCAAUAGAGAGCUAAAGAGAACAUUUCUAGCUUCUUGAGUCGUACUUCUGUAUCCCUCACGGCAACAUGGCCCAAAAAAACAUUGUCGCGGAAAAGAUCCGCAAUGUGCGGGUUACCAACGAUCUCGUCCGGGAGUUCAUGGCUGAAUUUCUCGGUACCUUCGUUCUCAUUCUCUUUGGCAAUGCCGUCGUUGCCCAAGUGGUUUUAAGUAAUGAAGAGAAGGGCGAUUUCUUCUCCAUCAACUGGGGAUGGGGCGUGGCCGUGACCUUGGGCGUGCUCGUGUCCGGUGGAGUUUCUGGAGGGCACAUCAACCCCGCAGUUACAUUGGCCUUGGCGGUCAUUGGUAACACACCGUGGAAGAAGGUCCCCUUGUACAUGGCCGCCCAAUACUUGGGAGGCUUUAUCGCCUCUGGCCUCUUGUACGGAAUCUACUAUGAGGCUUUGAACGCCUUUGAGGCUGAGAAUGGAUUGGAUCGAGCCACCCCCGAAACGGCUGGCAUUUUUGCCACCUACCCUUCCCCUUUCCUCAGCCACCACAGUGGAUUGCUAGACCAGGUGGUUAGCACCGGUUUAUUGAUGCUUCUAAUUUGUGCCAUUUGCGACAAGAAGAACAUGGGUGUGUCCAAGGGUAUGGCUCCACUCUACAUUGGAUUCAUCGUGCUCAACAUCGGCAUCUGCUUCGGGCACAAUUGCGGCUACGCCAUUAAUCCAGCUCGAGAUCUUGCCCCCCGCUUGUUCACACUUGUAGCUGGAUGGGGCACUAAACCGUUUACCAUUGAAAACCAUUGGUGGGUCGUCCCGGUCAUUGGAACCCAUCUUGGGGCAGUCUUGGGUGCUCUUAUGUAUUGCUUCUGCAUUGAAAAUCAUUGGAAACAAAGCGCUUAUGAGCUAGAUGUGAUCAAGGUGGUCGAGAAGAUCGAGAAUAAUGAGCUCAAACAAGACAUUGAGGUCACGGAAAAAAUGCUCACCACCGAAGAUGACUAAUGCUUUUUUUUUCAAUUUUGCUGUCUACACAGCAUUUCCUAAUACAGCUUGAACCAAUGGAGAGCCAAUACAAAAAACAAUAGUUGAAAUAAAUGCACUCUUAGGGA